AAUCUCAUCCCAGAAGGUGGAAGGGCGCUUUCGUCUCUGCAUCCGCCUGCGCUGAAAGGUCCAGCACGGCAGAGCAACGUUUCGCCCUUGUUGAGCGGAUAAAGCUGGACCGUAUUCAGCGUAUACAUUGCAGCCAUUAGCUGCAGACCUCCACAGCAUAUACUGCUUUUGGACGGCGGCUGAGCCCGGUGCACGCGGCGGCUGGCGUUUCUGCUCCCGUUCAUCGCUUGCUGCCCCACAGGGCUUCGCCUUGCAAAGCCCGCGAGUCAGGAAAUAGUUAAAUGCUACAGUAUUUUGAUUAGCAGAGCCUUAAAGUCAGUAAAAGACAGUCAGAGAGAACUAUCAGGAGCAUGCUAAUGAAGUGAAGUCAUCAGCAGACACCAGAGAAGUAUUCCUGCCUGCUCCGCGCCCUCCGGUGCUGCCGGAUCUGAAUACCAUGUGUGCAGGUGGACUUUGCAGCUCGCGGACCCGGGCUCGGCUGCCUGGCGCUCGGCGCUUUGGAUAUCGCACCGCUUCUCCGUGAUUUUUUGUCUCGCUAAUGAUAUUUCCAGCUCCGAGGGAGCUGCCGGAAGACGGGAGAUAGCGCGGCGAGCGAGGCGGUAGAGGCAGCAAGGGGCAGCUCCCGACCGCGCGCGGGAAAGCCUCGCCGAGGAGAACGCAGCCCUCCCCUCCGGCCGCUCCGUGAUGAGAGCCAGCACCGGGGCCGUCCCGUGAGCACCCCGCUGCCCCCCGCGCUGCUCCCCACCGCUAGCACCCACCGUCGCAGCCCCCGCCCACGCCGCUGCCGCCGGCGAGGAGGAUUCGCCCGGCCCCCCCAGCCAUGGCCGCGGCAGGCGUGGGGCUUCGCCGCCGCGGCACGCUCGGCCCGCGCGAAGCGGCCGAGGAGCCCCGCUAGGACGGAGCAUCCCCGGUGCCAGCCAAGAAAUCCAUAUUUCAUGGGAGGUGAAAGCGAGUCGCGGCAGUAGCUGAGCAGCGGAGGGGUGCCAAGGUCUCGGCUGAAAGGAUGAGGCGAGUCCCUGCGGCGGCCGGCCGGCCGGCCCUGCCCAGCGCCCGGGAUGGCAGCGGCUGCAGGGUGCUGCCGCCCUUCUAACCCGGCCGCGUCCUGGCGCCCGCGAGCGAGGACCGUGCCCAUGACGGAAGGACGUAGCCUCGCAGCACGAAGCGAGACCGGCGCUUUCUAGUCCUGCCCCUCGGUAUCAUGACUGGAGAGACCCAGCAUGUUUAUGCCAUCAGCGAUACUGAGGCCAGCGCCAAAGACCAAGAGAAGGACUUUGGCUUUGAGCGCUACGGCGAGAAGGAUGGGAGGGCGCUCGACGGCAGCUUGCCCGAGGGCUCGGAGCCGUGCUCGCACGGCGGCGGCGAGGGCACGUCCCCCUUCCCCAGCGCCAAAGACAAGGAGCCCCACAGCCAGAGGGAGGCUGUGAUCAGGCCGCAGCAAGCCGGGAAGAUCGACUUCAAGUCCCUCCACAACAAGCCCAAGUUUGCCAGCGACGGCGCCUGGAGCAGCCUCAAGGGGAGCCCGCAGUCCCCCCCCGGGAAGAGCCGAGCCCGGGAGAAGACCAGGCGGUCGGGGAAAGGGGAGCGGAGCCACCACCAGCUCUACAGGCUCAGCAUCACCAACGCCCGGUCAAACCCCACCAUCGGCAUCGCCUACCCCCAGCAGAAGGUCACCCCGCCGAAGAAGCCGGACGUCAGCCGCGGGCCCAUCUCCGGCAGCUACCGCUUCCACGUGCCCAGCAUCCCGGAGAGAGAGGCCGAGCUGCAGCAGGAGGACCUCAGCUUCAGCCGAUGCUUCCCGGAGGCCCCCGCCAGCCUUACCUCCACCAACUAUACCUCACAGCCCGCCGCCAGCGCCCGCCCGAACCACAGCGUCAAAGGACAGCCCCCAGCAGGCCUUCCCCUCAAGAGCCCCGGCACCAAUGGGCAGCUACAUUACCUAGAGUUUCAGGCAAACGGGACUAAUUCUUGGCCUUCUCCAGAGAAGAACUUUGCAGGUGCUAACUACGGGGUCUCGGUGCAGAAGCCGAGCUCUUUUCCCGAGGGCAGCAAACCCGGCGCCCACGGCCUGGGGGCCUUGCCGUUCCAGUACCCUUUUCAGCUGCUGCAUGACGCGGUGAAGGAGCCCUACCCCAGCGAUGCUGGUGGCCAGGAGUACGUGGAUGUUCCGCUCGCAGCCAGCCAGGUGACUCACGCCGCUUUCGGUUUCCAUUCCUCCUCCCGAGAGUGGCAAGACGAGACGCUGAGCAACAGCUCCUACGAGAGCGUGUCCCCCGAGGGCCGGCUGUACGGCCUGCCCUCGCAGCCGGCCCCGUUCCUGCCCCCGCAGCCGCCGGCGGUCCCCCACCACGGCCCUCUGCCGUGCUACAAGGGCAGGAGCGAGCAUUCUGCUGAUCUCAAUGGUGCUCUCUCAUCGUCUGGUGCUAUCGACCAAAAUCCAAGCACUUUCCAAGAAAACCAAGCUGUUUUUCCACCUAGUUUACACUCUCCUAGCGUGCCAAAGCCAGUCAGUAAGAGGCAAGCCUCAUCAAAAGACAGUGUCCCUAGCCCACGGCUACUGAUCCAGAGUAGCUCUCUUAGAAGGAAUAUGCCACCGAACUCUCUCUCCCAAGUGCACUUUCAGAGCAAAGUCUAUUGCGGUUCCCCAGCGGGCAGCGUAAGCACAGGAUCCGUGCCUUUCGAGACAAGCAUUCCCACUACACCACCAACCCACCCCAGGCUUGUGCAAGCUUGGGAGGGUGCCACUAAGGCGUUUUCUCCCAUGGACCAGAAUUCAGCACCUUAUUCAAACCCUGUUGGAAACCAGUUCUCAUUUGAGUGCCAGUCUGGCCCCGAGCAGAGGCAGCACAGGCAGAAAAAUGCCAGGAUGCCUUGGCAGCAAAUACACCUCACUUCUGCAAUGCCUGGUCAAAACAGGAUAGAGCUGUCGAGACAAAUCACCAGCCAGAAGCUCCCUUUCUCCCUUGGCACCUCGGAGUGGCAAGGGAGCGUGAAAGCCCAGAAAGGCACCCCGCUGAGUAACUCCCCCGGGUAUCACAGCAAAAAGCUCUUGCCCGGAGAGGGCCUUGGGGCCCAGAGGGGUGACCCCAGCCGGCAGAGCUGCAGUUCGACGAGUGCUUUCUCUUUCGAAAGUGGAAAGGACCCAGGGUCUCCUGCCUGUGACUCAAGAAGCAAAGCCCUCUUCUACAGCAUGGGCCAAGCAGGACCUCCUCCUCCCUCCAGGAACUCAUCCGGCUCAGCGUUGGUCUUGCCACCAUCAGCCUUGGUGGCUGCCUCGCCGUGCGAGUCUCCGCUGCCUUCCCCUGUCCCCAACCCCACCUGCAGCAGCACCUGCUCGUCUCUCUCCCCCAUGUCGAGCAGCCCGCUCAACCCCAGCUUUGAAGACAGCCAGAUGUCUGGAGCACUUACCCCUUCUCCCUUCUUCCAUCACCCCUGUCAUCCCAAGGACAGCAACAAAACCUUCCACCCCUCCGAUGUGCUGAGCUCAGGCUCGCUUCAUUACCACCCAUCAGACUCUGUCAAGUCCUUCCACUUUCCCCCUGACGCCCUGAAGGAUGACGGUCUCCUCAAAUGUGCCCCGGAGAGCCCAUUUCACAAGCCUGGCGUGGAGGUGGCCAAAGGAUGCCUCGAUGGUCUCGAAGGGGAGCAACCUCCUCCACCCUAUGCCUCCCAUCACCUGCUGGCCAGCUCGCUCAGCAGUGCCAGCCUGGACCAGCUGGACGUGCUCCUGACCUGCAAGCAGUGUGACCAGAACUACAGCAACCUCUCCUCCUUCCUGGAGCACCGGCAGUUCUGCGGCUCGCACGCCGCUUUCCAGGGUGAGGCGAAAGACGCUGCCCGGGCAGCGGAGAGCAGGAAAACCCUCCCUCCGGAACCGGCGAAGCACUCCCACGCUGGGCCCAACCUGGCACUUUCUCCGGACCCCCAGGCGCAUCUGCUGGCUCUGAAUAAGAACGACGAUUUCCUGCUAGAGGGGGAAAGCAAGAGCGAUGUCAAAGAAGACGCUCUGAAAGGCAACCUCUUCAACGGCCUGACCACAAACUCCUUGCCACUCACUGCAUCUGACCUGGAAAUCGAUGACGCCAAGCUGGACAGUUUGAUCACAGAAGCCCUGAACGGCCUGGAGUACCAGUCAGAUAAUCCAGAGAUUGACAGCAGCUUCAUAGAUGUGUUUGCUGAUGAGGAGCUCACAUCCGUGAAGGCUGCUGGCAACGGGCUGUCUCACAAGACAAAGGAAGCCUCCGAGAACAAACCGAAGCACACGGGAACCGAGGAGAAGCCAGCAAGCCAGCAGAAAGCCAGCUACUAUUAUGAAGACAGCCGUCCUAGAGGGGAGCAGGCCAAGAGAAGAACGGGAAAGCAGCACAUUCAUAAGGGGAGAGCGGGCCGGAGGCUGGCGGGCCAUGAGGCUGAGCGGCAGGAGAAGCUCCGCGCGCUGGAGCCGUCUCGGAGCAAGUCUCCAGGUCAGGCAGCAGCCGGGGAAGGGGGACCCGACAAGGCAGCCAGGCUGAGGGUGGGGAGAAAGAAUAGCAGCGGCUGCGUUCCACCGGCAGCCGUGACCAAGUCUGCCUCAAACCAAAAGCAGCCCAGAAAGGUCAGCCAGGAGACUCAGGCAAACAGCGAGGUUGGGCCGGGUGUUGCCACCAAGAGCUCCAAGCCGCCCCGGUUCUCCAUGAAGGACAUAAAGAAGCGGAAGCCACGAAGCGGGACGUGGAGCAAGGAGCUCAUCCACAAAAUUGUGCAGCAGAAGAACAAGUUCCACAAGCUGCACGUGAAGAGCAACAAGCACAUGCAGUUCUCCUUGGUCACCGAGAGACUGAUGCCAGCUGCCAAGGAGGGUAAAUUUCAGGAGUACGACUACAUUUCAGACUCAGAUGACGAAGGGGCAGAGUGCACCAAACUCCAUGGGAGGAAAAGGCGGGGAGCAGGAUUUAUUGGGAGGUCCAAAUACAGCUUUAGCAAGAAACGUCCCGGAAGAAGUGAAAGAGCCAAAGAAAAAGAUCCGGCCUGGAGCUACAGCCAAAAAAGAGAGAGUCAAAAAAGAGACACUCAGGAGCACAGGAGGGUUCCAAGUAAGGAGGCCACCAAGAAAGAGGAUUGUGCAACCAGAGUCCGAAGGCGGAGCAGCCAGUCAUCUACUGGCAGCAAUCACAGCAUUAGCAUGUCCAGCGAAACUGGCCCCAGCCCCCCCUGCACUGAACGGGCUGAUUCAGACAGUGAGAAGGGAAGCGUGCAGACGAGAAGGCACUCGGAUAGCUCGGAGCACGCACCAAGGACUCCACUCGGCCUUCCCGAGGACAGGAGCCCAAAGAAGAGCCAUAAAAGCAAAGAGGACUUUUCAAGAGGAACCAGACGGUUUGGCUCAGCCAAAUUUUUGCUAGCAGGCUCCAGAACGCAUCCAAGUACUAAAUCAGAUGCUCCUCUGACAGACUGUACGAAGGAGGAGCACCUACCACAGGCCCAGGAGAAGCAGCACCCCAGCACAGACCCAUUUGGCAGGAGUCCCAUUAGACCCUCCUGUAAGGAGGAUGCAGAAGAGCCCAAAGGAGCAGCAAGCCAUGCAGGUGAGACAGGAAAAACUAUUUUGGAGGCUCAGGAGUCACCCGAGUUGACAACAGUCAGCCACAGGCAUCAGUUUGCCCCUUACACUGACGAUGCUCUGAAGUACCCUGCAGAAGAGCUAAUUGCUCCAUCCCGUGUCAGUAACGAAGCUAGUCCUGGCAAUGCGAGUGCUGCCUACUCAGAAGCUGGCAUCAAAUACUUGAAGGAACACGGGCUCUGUGACAGUCGGAAGGACUAUCCUGCUCCCAUUGCCCCGUACGGGGGGGAUGCUGUUGGGAUGAUGCUUGCUGGCAAAGUGCCCGAUCCGUACAUGAACAGUGACAACACAUUUUUCGAUCACAAAGGCCUGCCCGGUCACUAUGAGUCCAACCUCUUCUCAAAGCCCCCAGCCUUGGGUUCCUCACACACUGAUGACAUGUACUUAUGCCGGGAUGACAUUAAUACCGGUUCCUUCGAGCAGAAGCACGCCAAUAUCUCCCCCUACGCAGCAGAAAAUCCACAGGCCAAGGUCUCCUCCCCUCUCAGCUUCGAUUCCUCUUCAAUAUUUGGAGAACUUCCUGUGACUGAGUUCGAUCCACCGUUAUACGAAAGCGUUUCUGCAAGCAAGGACAAUUAUGUGACAACAUUUGCUUGCCCUGGCAAUCCACCCAGCAAGCCACUGCCGUUUGAGCAGCCGUAUCCACCAUUUAUGCAGGAGAAAGACUGGACCCUCAUGGAGGAGGUGGCUCCAAUGUUGCCAGAAGACAUGACUCAGUUCCACAGCCUUUCAGCAGAAAAGCCAUUAGCCAAGAAAUUCCCUGAUGAAGGACCUGUCCCUCCCAACCAACUGUCUCUGCCGCUGUCAGACAGGAUAACAGAUUAUAACGUAACUUUUAUGAACAAUAUAUCAGACGAUGAACUGGAGAUCAAGCGAUUAGUUACAGAACUGGAAAGUCAGCUGCAGACUGGCAAAAUGAAUAAUGAGGCAUCUGUCGCUCUACAGAAACCUGAGCAACACGUUGCCACACAGCUGCGAGAACAGGCAGCCGAGCAAUUUCCACCGCUGCCUGUUGAUCAAGAGGCUGGUCAUGAAAAAGGACUGUUUUUGGCAGAUGACCUUGGGAGUACAAGCCUUCUAGCCCCGAAAGUCUGUGUUGGCGAAAGAUUGGGGAGUGAGAAGCCAGGUGCUGCCAACGUACACGGCAACUAUGAGAGACCCAGAGAGCCCUGGCCCUGCCCCGUGGAGUUCAGCUCGCUGGAAGCAGAGAUGUGCACGCCAGGCCCCGAAGACUCGCUCUCCGUGGACCAUUUCUGCUCCAAAGAUGCCGGUGAUCAGUUCCAGGGGGCUGAAACUGCCAAGGAAAGUGACUCCAGAAAGAGGGAAACGGAAUCUUCCUCCCAGGGUCUACCUGACUCCUGUAUGCCAGACAAAAUAGAAGCUCCGAUCUACACAGACCAUAUGAUAAAAACCCCUCUUGUUGUCACUGACUCCUUGUUCCCUAAGACUCUAGAGGCAGCUGAACCGAACAAAGAAGAUAUUCUACCGUCCCUGCCAUGUAAGCAUGGUGCUGAGAGCUUCCCUGUAGCAGGAAAAAUAGAUAAAAGCUUUGAUGAUUCUGCAGAGCUGGAAAAGUUUGAUACACAUCUUCCAACCCUUAAACCUGAAUUUGGCUUUCAGCAGGGUCCGGCCCCAGCCUUGGAUCUCGCCUUUUCGUCUCGCAUCAAAGAGGUCCCAGAUACAGAAGACAGACCUUUAAGCAAGGCCGAGUCACCCAGAGUGGUGAAAAGCACAGUGCACUUCAAAGGGGACAGCAGUGGGUCUGUGUUGCUGGAAGAAACGGAGGAGAGUAAGAGCACUGCAGCCUACCAAGCCCCUGGGACCAGCGACAAAGCCAGCAAGCGGAAAGUGUUGUUGCUUGAUAUGCUGAGUCUGCCCAAGGAGAGGGACUGUGGCUCCCAGAAGAGGCUGGCUUCCCAGGACACUGCUGCAAACCCCCUGCAGCAGCUCCAGCUCUUCGUUGCCCGCACUGUGAAGAACAACGAAGACGAGCUGUUGAUGCCCUGCUUCCCCAUGCUUCUUGCUCCUAACCACCCCCCUCCCAGCGCCAGGGUCCAGACGGAGCAGAAAGAGGAGAGCAGCGGCAACUUGGCAAGUGAAAAUCGGACAUGCUGCCCUGCCCAAGGGGAGGGGAAUGUCCCCGUUGGGGGCGAGGCAGAGAGCAGAGCUACCCCAUCUAAAGAGGCUGCCCUCUUCUCAGGUGCCUGUGAGCAGCUGGAAUCAUUCAGUGAAAUGGGCUCUUACAGUGCAAAACAAUCCACAUUUGUGAACCUGGAGCUGCAAAAUAAUGUAACAGAGCUGCAGCACUUAGCAAAUGAACAGGCAGAGCAGAAUGACAUUAAUAUCUGUGCAGAUGGUGUUUCCCAAGAGCGUAAUGACCUCUCACCACUUCACGACGCAGUGGUGACCCCAUUGCCAGGGCAGGGAAAGAAAGCUGAUCAGCUUGUGGAAGAGCAGGAGCAAGAUAAAAACAAAGCGACCUUGGCAUUUAAAAAACAUGAGCAAUCCCUUUUAAGCCGUAGUUCACUUGAGAAAGAAACGUUGGGUAGUGCAGCAGCAGAGAGGCUGGAAACAAAUGAGACUGACUGUAGAUCCUGGUGCGAGGGAUCUAACCAGGAUGUACAGUCAUUAGGCUCCAUAAAAAGCAAACGGAUAGGAUCAGGCAGUAAUGAAGUAGGGCAUGGGACACAGCCCCUGCGCAGUGCAUCUGCGAGUCCUGCCAGCCCGCUGAAUCCCUCAGAUGAUCCCCACCAGGAUCAUCAUUUGUCGCAGGGCACAAAAGCCUGCACAGUAAAUGCUAAAGUUCCCGAGGAAGGAAAUAGCAAGAAAAAGUCCCUCAAUGGCUGUCACUACACAAGCGAUUCUCUGGCCAACCUGCCCUUGCAAACAAACGUGUCUCAUCCUAAAUACUUGCAAAGCAAUGGUGCGGAAGGAGGAGAGUUCCCCAGCUUCAGCACUCAGCUAUCAGAGGACAAUAAAUAUAGUGCCUCCUUGCUUAGUGCAGAGACUUCGAGUCUGUUUAUCACAAAGAGUUGCCCUCCCAACGCCGACAGUAGUCAGAUUUGCCACCCCACCCCGAGCCUGUUAGAGCAAGUGAAGUGGAGAAGAGCACCUGCCUUUCCUCUGGCCCCGCAUCCCUGCGGUGCCGGCAUUCCUGCACCGCUGGAGGCAAUGGGAAGCGGUCGCCAUCACCUUCCCGAAGGCGUCCUGAGUAACUACGGACCGCCUGAGAGAGAAGGACUGGCAAGACCCCGUGCUCCUCUCUGUGCUGGUGAUCUGAUGGGCCCUGCUUUGGAGAUCGAAGGCCCCCAGAAACUGCAUGUGAAGGACUGCUCACUUCCUUGCUUGCCACCUUUCAACCAAAAGGAUUUUGGACAAGAGGUACCAGAAAGCCCCUGUGCUGUGCUAUCAGGUCCUCAUUUUAAAGAAAACAAAGCGUGCACCAUCACAGAUACAAUUAUUAAUUCCCAGUCCAUUCCUCCAGAAACCCAAGGUUACCCAACCCAGCCCACAACGGAUCUUCUGCUGGUUAGAGAAAGAGAGGUAAACUUAAAUCAGAAAGAGCUUGAGAACUGCUCUCAAGAUGAAAUGAAACAUCAAAAUGAACCAGAGGCUUUGUCCGAUGAUUCUGUUGUUCAGCAGAUAGCACCUGCUGUCAGUAGCAGUCCUAAAAGGAUUGCAGACCUUGGUCCUGCUAAACUAAAUGCCCACCACUUUUCAGAGGCAGCAGAGAUGAGAUCUGGUGAUCCUUCCAAAACCACAGAGAAUGGGGGAAAGAAUUUAAAAGGAGAGAAACCCAACAGCUGUGGGGCUGAGCGUGGUGGAGAAGCUGGGAGUUGUAUGUUAAAUAACAUGGGCCAAGGAGAGGACAACACGUUUACUAGUCUUCCAAACACUUCCCAAAAUGAACUUCUAAAAGAAAAGAAGCCAAAUGGGCUCCAGGUCACCUGUGAUAUUUGUUCAGCCUCUUUCCGGUCCAAGCCUGGCCUGACCAGGCAUAAAGCUGUCAAGCAUCAGGUAAAGAAUAGUGGUGUAUCACAGGCAAGCAAGACUCCUAGGUCCGAUUUAGUUCCAGCAGACAAAGCAUCGAAAGCAGCCAAAAAGGGCCCUAGGAGGACCCUAAAGACUUCUGUCAAAGAGAAAAUCUGCAGCUCACAAAUGCCAACCACCACUGCUGAGCACGUCCCCAAGAAAAUAUGCACAGGCCUGGAGAAAGAACCCAACGCACAGAUGCAAGAAGUAGUCAGCAGAGUGCUCAGUGACCUCAGUGUUAUAUCCUUUGAGAUGUCCCAGGAGCUUCAUCGCACAGGUAUUCUGAACAGGGAGAUGAAGGCAAAGUAUCAGCGCUCGGAGACAAGGGGGGCAGGUGAGGCAGUGGCUGAAAAGCUGGAUCCUGGAAAGCAAGCCAGGAAGGGAGAAAAGGGCCGAAGGAACCAAAGCAAAGAUCCUGGAGGAGUAAACAGCAAUUCUGAAAAAAAGCUAAACAGGAAAGUGAGACGAAGGAAAGCAAAGGUAUUUCCCAACAGAAAUGAGCCUGAUUGUCCAUCUGAGAUGGAGAACAAUGUGAAUUCGGGUCCUUCCCCUGCUGUCCUCAGCAGCGUCAGCUCCGAUCUGUCCAGUAUGAUCGAGGGCUUGCAUGAGCCAGGCAGCUGCGUCUCAACAGAGGAACAAAAUCAGCCCAACUCAUCCCAACACUCUCAAAAAGCAAAUCAGUGCCCUUGUACAGUUGAGCACUCGCAGGACCCGGGCAAUAGGAUGGAGUCUUCAAAGGAAAUGGUCAGGAAGGAGUCAAGAAAGGGCACAGUUGCCUGUCCUACAGAGGUGGAAGAUCCAAGUCGAGUGGAAAACACAGAGGCUUGCAAGAAAUGGGUUGGUGGAUUUGCGAAGCAAGUGGAAAAGGGAUUGGGCAAGGUAGACAAAGAAUGGCAUCUUCACGGUGAUGGCAUGGAUGGAAUGAAUAUUGAGACAAAAGACAGUUCUACGGGAAACAGCUGUGCUGGGAAUCAGAGCAGUGCCCCGCAGGGUCCCACAGGUUCUGCCGAACAGGACCUGCCGCUGGAAAAGCAGCAUUCAGAAACCACCCAAAAGGCUCCUGCGCAAAGCACACUGCAAAACACCCCUGAUGCCAGCUCUCCCUCCGGAGAGCCCAAGAGCUGGGUGAAGGGAGACUUGCAGCAGAGCAAGGAGCACUGCGUGGACAGUGCAGCUGUCUCAGACCUCCAGAGCUUGUUUGAUGAUGACUCCACAUUCUCCCAGCUGUUUCCACGGGACGACCAGUUCAUCCGGAGGAAGUGCACACGGGUGUAUGGGAAGCGCACCAAGAAACCCAAGCCUGUCACCGAGGUAAACAUCCGGCCAGCGGGUGCCAUCGACCUCUUUACUAUCCGAUUAGCUUCUGACCUCAAUGAAACCAGCUCUUUCUGUGUUACCAGGGAGGAUCCUUGUGAAUAUGAAACCAUUUCUAUCGACGAUGCCUUAAUGCUAAACAUGUGUCACAGCAGUAAGGCAAAGAGCGGAGAUGCUGUUCCCAGUGGAACUAAAAAUACUGCACUGAGGUCAGACUGUGAGAAGAUCAACCAAGAGAAGGAGGUCAUUGACCUGGAAGAUAACAACGUGCUAACCUUCUUGUGCCAAAACAGCCAAGUGGAAAAUGUCCCCAGCUUGAACCUUUGGGGCUGUCUGGAGAAGGAGGGAGAAAGCAUCUCUGCUGAGGAAAUGUUUGAGCCUCCAAUGAGCCUUGAGAAUGAACACUCGCUAGGAGAAACGAGCUCAGAACCGCCCGACCUGGCAGAGGAGCCCUACGAUGGCAAGGUCAGUGAAGAUUCAGACUCUCCUGACUUUCAUACAAUUGACAUUGAGAUGCUGAAUGCAAAGCUGAAAAUGAGAGACAUGUGUUUCUUCGGCCCGUGCGAAGAUCUCCCUGGCCAUGCUGAUGAAAAUACUGUGAGUUCCAAGCAGAAAGCAGGCCAGCAUAGCAAACACAGCAGAAGUAGGCUGGAAGAUGGGAAGCUGGGGAAAAACCGCAGUGACGUAAACCUCAAGACCAAAGACAAGCAAUAUAAAUGCAAAGUGUGCUUCCAGUGGUUCCUGACAUUAGGGGAACUGGACUUCCACAAGCUCACCCAUAACCCUUCCCCUCCUCCCACCUGCUACAUGUGUGUGCAGCGCAAAUUCAGCUCUCGGGAGCAGCUAAGGGACCAUUUGAAAGAGAAGCAUGCCAAAAACAAGGCUGGCCUGUGGGCUUGCGGGAUGUGCCUGAAGGAGAUUUCCGACGUCUGGAUGUACAACGAGCACCUCCGAGAACAUGCCACCCAGUUUGCUCGGAAAGGGCAAGCGCAGAAGUCCGUGAUGGGCCUGCCUGCCUGCUUUGGCGAGGACAGCGCCGCUGUCACCCACUUCCUCAACACCAUCAUGUAUCGGAGACCCAGCAAGUCCUCCAGGCACGCCGACUCCGGCAACAAGCAUCUGGUUAGCAGAGAGAACAAGAGCCCCAGAGAGCUGCCCCCUGAGCAAGAGGCCAUGGCGAUGAAAGACCCCUUGGAAAGCAACAUCAAGGUCAAGCCAUCUGCACCCAGCUCUUCCAAAGCAUGUGCCAGUCCAUCUCCAGACCAUAUGGCAAAAAGCGACAGCUCCCCCAAAACUGUCCCCAUGCACCCAGACUGCAAGGAUCCUUCCAGGGACUGUCAUCACUGUGGGAAACAGUUUCCCAAACCCUUUAAGCUCCAGCGGCACUUAGUAGUGCACAGUUUACAGAAGAUUUACUUGUGCCACAAGUGUCCAAUGUUCUACCAGGAGACCAAAGAGCUUCGAAACCACCUCAGCCAGGAGCAUGGGAUCCUGGAGGAGCAAGAGAUCAAGCACACCACGCUGUACGCAUGUGAGCUCUGUGCAGAUGUCAUGCACGUUAUCAAAAAGUCCUUCAUAUGUAGCAUGUGCAACUACACGUUCUCCAAGAAAGAGCAGUACGACCGGCACAUGGAGAAGCACCUUGCAGGAAGCAACAAGACCUUCAAAUUCAGAGGGGUCAUGAGGCCUGGCAUUGCCUCCAGAGAGGGCAGGGAGAAGGUCAAAGACGAAGGCUCCCUCCAAGAGGGCAUGCCACCAAACAAGAAAAGAAAGGUGGUUCACCGUGGCAGCUCACUCCCGCAUAGCUCACCUGUGCGCCUGGACCACACUAGUGACCUGCAGCUGAUAGAGGUUGCAACUCCCAGCCCGCAGGCUCCUAGCGAGUCGUACAGCCCUAUAGCAGCUAGUGAGCCAGGAGCACCUCCACCCCAAACCUCUGUGAAAACAGAAGACCUGGUGGGUGACUUCUCUGACCUCCUUGCAGAGAUGGAGAAAUCUCAGUUUGAUGCCCUGCCUCCCCCGCCCUGCCUCUCCCCGUCUUUGCCACCGGCUGCCGCAAGCAAUCCAGAGCUCGGCCGUAUCACUACCCUGUCCAUUGAGGAACUGGAGAAAGGAGCUUUUGAUGGGAAACCACUUCCUUUCUUGGACUCGCCCCAGUUUAAUAUUGACCUUGCUGGGUUAGCCUGUAACCAGGUAGCAGAUGAAAAACUGUCUUCUCCACAUCUCACUGAGAAACGUGGCAAUGCCAACGCCCAUAAAAAAACAAGCUUGGGCAACAAAGACGAAUAUAUAGCAGGUGUCCUGGAAAAUCCCGAUGCAGCCACCAACCCUGUGAACGAGGUCCCAUUUCUCCAACUUGCCAAGAAGGUUCCGGAGCUUCCUUCACCGAGAGCAGAGGCUCCUCAGGCCAAAGAGACCAACAAAAUGCUCUGGAGCAACCCCAGCGUAAACGAUGCUCCUUCUUGGGAAGGAGCAUCCAAGGCUAGUUCUUCCGAGGCUGCCCACCACCCGCUGCCUCUGAAAGACAAGACGACGUCGCCAGCGCUGAACAGGGCUGCCAAAGAGUCGGCCCCGCAGAAGAAGACUGCAGGCAGCCCGUCCGGCAGUGAUGCUCCCAACGCAGCCAGCCCUGGGAGGAGCGCCGAGGAGGGUCCAAAACCCGGCUCGCUGAAGGAAAAAGCCGUGCCCGAGGCAGGUGCCGGUGCCAGGGAGAGCGGCGCUAACGCCAGCGGCAAGGACCAAGGCGCCCACCAAGGCAAAUCCACGGGCCACCCGCUCAGAGGGGAGGCAGUCGGCAAUGCUGCGAGACACGGGCACCUGGAGCCGAGCAAAGCCGCGGACAAGCCGGCUCUGAGCGUGCCGGGCAAGCUGCACCCAAAGAAGCGAAAAGAGCACAAGUCCUUGAGUCACAGAGGCAGUUCCGGCUCCCGGGAGAACAUCGAGGGAGACGGGAAAAAGAAAAAGGCCCGGACGCCCGGUCCGGGCAGGAGCGAGAGUGCCGGCGAGUUUAAACGCGCCGACUGGACCAACGCCGAAGCUUCUGCCCUCUCCCCCGGGAGGAGGGAAACGCACUGCAACAGACUGAUUCCCAAACCCAGAAUGGCAGGAGUCGGCAACCAGCUGCGGAAGAUGGUCCUGGACCCCUACAACCAGAAGAAGGUGGAGAUCCGCCACGCCAACGGGGACGUGAGGCGCAAAAAGGCCAUUCUGGGGAAGAGCCUCCACCAAGUGCUGGCCAAGGGGCCGGUCUCCUCCCUGCGCGGCUCCUUGCACCGGCCACGAGCCGCACGGGGCGCGAAGACCGCCGAGCCGGCCAGCUUCCGCACCGCCGAAUCCCAGAACAAUCUGCUCAGCCAGCUCUUCGGGCAAAAAUUAACUAGCUUUAAAAUUCCUUUAAGAAGAGAUACUUCAGAGUAAUUUAUGAAAGUGACUUAUGGUGAUCCUCAGCUGCUUUCAUGGGGUUUGCAAGGGGAAAAUUAUCAAAGCAUUAAAUUCGUUUGUGUAGCAUGAUUUUUCUGUCUAGCUUAAAUGAACUUGCACUGCAGCCUCUGUGAAAUAGUUUGCUUUGUGUCUACUAAUCUACUUUAAUUCACCUGAUUUAUCAUGCAAAUGCUAGAACUUUGAUGUUGCUGAUGAUUUUCAUGAACUGAAAUUGUAAUCGCUUUGGGCAGACUGAAUCGUCAAGAGCAAUUGCUUUAUUGCAGAAGUGCUGAGGUUAUAAGGAUACUUGCAAAUCUCAGACCCUUUUGAGACUGUGUCUGUGUUAUCUUUGUACAAAGUACUUGAAGAGAUGAACUUCAUUCUGUAGACGUCUUAUUCAUAAGGUGCAGUACACUGUAGAAAGCAAAUUUUUUUUUUGAAGAUUUUGCACAAAUAAUCCUGUACAAUUCAUUUAAUUGGGAGCUGGCCUAAGAGACGAUACAAUUAAAAAAAAAAUUAAAUUAAGAAUCGAGUGUCCCAUAUUUUGACAGCCAUCCCUAAGAAUUUGUUUCUACAUUGUCAAGAGAAUAAUGAACUAGCUUUCAUGCUGCGUGGGCUCUUAUAGCAUUUCCGACGUUGCUGCCAUUCUUUGACCACUGUAGAUGAUGUAAAUGGAGGAAAGCCAAGAACACGAGCAAACUGCACCUUGACACUUGUGACAAACUCUUUUUGUAGUUUUUUUUUGUUGUGUUGUUUUGUUUUGUUUUUUUGCGCAAUGACAAAACUGUGCCAAUUUACCACACCAGAAUGGUACUGUCCGAGUGCCCUCAACGGUAUAACUUCUAAACUAUCUUACUGUAUUGAGUUAGUGGCUAUAUAGGUAUCCGCUUUUUACUAUGCAGUUACUGGUGCUAUUUUUAUUUUGUAAUGUGAAUACAGACUUCCUUGAUUGAAAAAUAAAGGGAACCAUUAGGAAGUAGCAGUUACCUGUAAACGAAAACAAAGCAGGAAAAUCAAACUUUAAGGAAAAUCCUGUAUGCUGGUACUCCAUAGCGUUGGAAAGGUUACGUCACGUUGUACAAGCACGUUAUACAACUGAACUUUUGAACCGGAAAGAAAUCUCAGGUGCAAACGAGGACAUGGAAGAUAACUAAAUACUAUUGAAAUACUCCCAAGUCAAGGAGGUGAAGUAAUGCACUGAUGUGAUAUGAACAGUCAGAGUACUUUGCGUCUGUCCUGCAAUUUUUUUUUUUGUUUUAGAUUUAAAAGGAAAAAAAAGAGGCUUUAUUCUGUUAAUAUGUAUCUUUACAAUUCUUUGUAUUGUAUAAAAAUAUUGUAGGUAAUUUACCUUGGGUGCAAUGUGUUAUGUCAAAAGUUUUUAUUUUGAUAUUUUGUCAGAGAAGCAGAGAGAGAGCAGGAAACGCCUUUUUAUGAUGUCGUAUGUGUGCUUUUAAAGUGCCUCUUUAAUAUUGUUAAAUAAAGUAUGAGAUGAAAAUAUGGGGUGGUACUGUAAAAUCAUACAUGAUUAAUCUUUUCAAAUAUAUUCCAAUAUUUUCACAGAAA
Dromaius novaehollandiae (emu) is the source of this 15925-nucleotide messenger RNA. It is a transcript of the gene ZNF469, whose product is annotated as zinc finger protein 469. Bases 1199 to 14359 code for a protein of 4386 amino acids. NCBI's taxonomy places the organism in Eukaryota, Metazoa, Chordata, Aves, Casuariiformes, Dromaiidae. The transcript is spliced from 5 exons. The record is from RefSeq and is a predicted model, not a curated record.